This is a messenger RNA of Prorocentrum cordatum, 477 nucleotides long. Lineage: Eukaryota; Dinophyceae; Prorocentrales; Prorocentraceae. The record is from the annotation of a GenBank genome assembly.
AUGACGAGGGGGCGGUGGCGGCGCGGCGUGACAGCCGAGGACCGCCACGGCAACGCGGCAGCCGACAGGCUGGCUGGCACUACUGCCAAGGCCCGCCUGCCGGCGGCGGCCCUGCUGCAACGGCGGUUCGUGCAGCUCUACGCCCUCAGGGUGCUGCAGUCGAUGCUGGCCGCCGUCGAGCUCGAGGCCGUCAAGGCCAACCAUGGCAGCCGCGGCCCGGAGGGGCCUCGCGUGCGUCGCCGCCAGGGAGGGCCCCCGCGCCGCAGAACGCCGCGCGUGGCCGAUGACGCUGCCGUAGCCGCCGCGCUGGCGCGGCAGGACCCGCAGCAGCAGAGGGGGCUUGGGCGUCGCGCCGCGGCCUGGGCCGGCGGCUGCUGCCCGGGCGCUUUUCGGUGGCGGGACGUGGAGGGCGCACGCGGCGUCGCAGGGGCUCAAUUGGGUCGCCUGUUUGCGCUGCGGCUGCUGGGCCCCCCAUAG